AUGCACAAGGACACGCACUCCACCAUCGACGAGUGGGCAUCUAUCCUUAGACUAACUCACUUUUAUAUCAUUGCCACCUCAUCGUCGGUCCAGCUCGCCAAGUCUAUAAGCCUCAAGCCCGCCAUGGACUCGCUCCGCGACAUGACGGAUACCAUGUCCGCCAUAGCAGCUGCGAAAGUGCUGCCGAUGCUCCCAGAGACCCGCUACUCCCUCCACCUCCCCGCUUUGGCCCGUCAUCUCAAGGCCGUCACUUCCCGCAUGCCCCCAGUGUCGUGGGGCCACGCCGCUGCCGCCGCCGCGUGCGCGCUGGCGGCCUGGUACGUCGUGGCCAGCGCGCGGGCGUGGUACCGGCUCCGGCAGUUCCCCGCGGCGUCGUGGCUGGCGACCUUCUCGUACCUCUGGCUGGCCAAGACGACGUACAGCGGGCGGCAGUACUGGGUACACCGGGAGCUGAACCGCAGGCACAAGCAGCGCGGCCCGCUGGUGCGCAUCGGCCCCAACGAGCUCAUGACGGACGAUGUCGAGAUCCUGCGGCGCGUGAGUGCGGCGCGCAGCGGCUACGAGCGCGACACGUGGUACACCACGGGCCGCUUCAACCCCUACUACGACAACAUGUUCACCGUGCUGCAGCCCGCGGCGCACACGCGCUUCAAGUCCCGCACCGUGCACGCCUACAGCGGCCGCGAGAUGCCCGACUUCGAGGCUGGCGUCGACGGCCAGGUCCGCACCCUCGUCGACGCCAUGCGCCGCGGCUACGCCCGGACAGGUGCCCUGCUCGACCUGGGGCCCAUCUCGACCUACUUCACCAUGGACGUCAUCACCCGCCUCGGGUUCGGCCAGGAGUUUGGCUACCUCGCGGCCGAGACGGACCUGUACAACUUCCUCGGGAGCGUCAAGGACCUCUGGCCCCGCAUGUCCACGUCGGCCGACGUGCCCUGGAUCCGCAACGUCCUGUUUUCCAGCUUUUUCCUCAAGCUCCUCGGACCCAAGCCGCAGGACAAGGAGGGAUUCGGAGCCUUGAUGGCGGUGGCCGAGCACCACGUGGGCAAGCGCUUCAAGGAGGGUCGGGAUUCCAAAAAGGACAUGCUCGGCUCCUUCAUCCAUCACGGCCUCACGCAGAAGGAGUGCGAGGUAGAGGGCCUCUUCAUGGUCGUCGCGGGCACCGAGAGCACCGCGUCGGCCAUCCGCUCGGCUCUGGUGCACACAAUGUCGACGCCGUCGGUGCUCGCGCUCCUCAGGGCCGAGAUGGCGUCCGCGAUCGCCGACGGCCGGGCGUCCAGCCCCGUGGUCCGGGCGGACGAGGCGGCGCGGCUGCCGGUGCUGCAGGCCGUCGUGUACGAGGGCAUCCGCAUGCGGCCGCCGCUGCUGGGCCUGCUGCCCAAGGUGGUGCCGCCUGGGGGAGACACGCUGGCCGGCGUCCCCGUGCCGGGCGGCACCGCCAUCUGCGCCAACCAGUCGUCGCUGCUGCGCUCCGAGGACCUCUUCGGCCCGGACCCGGACGUCUUCCGCCCGUCCCGCUUCCUCGACCUUCCCGAGCCCGAGCGCGCGGCCAUGCAGCGCAAUGUCGAGGCCGGCGCGUUCGGGUCGGGCCAGUGGCAGUGUGUGGGCAGGGCCAUCGCCUUCAUGGAGCUGCACAAGGUUGUCUUUGAGCUUUUCCGCCACUUUGACCUCCAGCUGGCUCAUCCACUCAAGCCUUGCGAUGUGGCUAGCUAUGGUGUUUUUCUCGAGUCCAACUUGAUGAUCAAGGUGACGGAGGCAGGCAAAGUUUGA
Messenger RNA from Gaeumannomyces tritici R3-111a-1, 1770 nucleotides. RefSeq lists its product as hypothetical. Gene Ontology annotation, molecular function: oxidoreductase activity, acting on paired donors, with incorporation or reduction of molecular oxygen; heme binding; monooxygenase activity. The transcript is spliced from 4 exons. Bases 1 to 1770 code for a protein of 589 amino acids. The record is from RefSeq and is a predicted model, not a curated record. NCBI's taxonomy places the organism in Eukaryota, Fungi, Ascomycota, Sordariomycetes, Magnaporthales, Magnaporthaceae.